Messenger RNA from Anopheles coluzzii, 2856 nucleotides. It is a transcript of the gene Ctr1A, whose product is annotated as high affinity copper uptake protein 1. Gene Ontology annotation, molecular function: copper ion transmembrane transporter activity. Gene Ontology annotation, cellular component: membrane. Bases 620 to 1402 code for a protein of 260 amino acids. The transcript has 7 exons. The record is from RefSeq and is a predicted model, not a curated record. NCBI's taxonomy places the organism in Eukaryota, Metazoa, Arthropoda, Insecta, Diptera, Culicidae. Gene Ontology annotation, biological process: copper ion transmembrane transport.
GCUGGCAGGCGGGGAGAGUAGUGGUGUGCUGUGUGUGUGUGUGUGUGUGUGCGUGUAGUGAGGAGAUUCCGUUCACUAGACAACAAUUCCCAUCAUCAGCUGCUGUCGUUCGGUGGCUGCGUGGCUGCUGGAGCAUUUCCAUCGCAUCGGCCUUUCCCCUGGAGUCUGUUGGCAAUGUACAGCGCAUUAACGUACACGUAGUGCUCGUGUGACUCCCUGCUGAUGGGGAGGAAGUAUUGCGAACGCCAUCACACCGCAGUUACACCUCUCGUUACACCGGAUUGAGAGGCAAAGUUUCUACCUUCCCGCCGGACCGGGCUGCUGGGAUUGUAUGGCAUCGGCACUUGAUUUGCGUCGUGCACCGUAGAGCUGCAACCUGAACAUACAGCAACGAGGCUGACGGGGAAUCCCACUGGCAGGAAUUGACACAGGCCUUUAAGCAACGUUUAGUCUUCCCUCGUGACCAAACGCACCCGCGACGACCGAGCACCAGGAACCAGGAACAAAAAGGGAUCGCAAGAGAGGGAGCCGGCAAAGUGACGUUGCUGUAAGCCACAAACACACAUCAUCCCCGGUACACGGCCGUUGGACGGUUCGCGAGCUCCACCACCCAUUACUUAUGGACCAUUCGGAGCAUCACGACUACAGCCAGCACGCAAACAUGUCGAGUGGAGGAGCGCACGCAGGACAUACCGGGCACGGGACAGUGGACCACAGUGCACACGAUCACACGAUGAUGGAUCAUGGGGCGCACGAUCACCAUCACGGGGCGGCCGGCGGCAUGGGUGCGGCCAGCCCUGCCGGAAUGGUGCACCACAUGAUGUCGAUGUCGUUUCACGGCGGCUACGAUGAGACGAUUCUGUUCGAGCAGUGGAAAAUCGAUAGCCUGAGCGGGCUGCUCUGGUCGAUGCUGCUCAUCUUCGUGAUGGCCGCACUGUACGAGGGCUUGAAGUACUACCGGGAGCAUCUGUUCUGGCGAACGUACAACGCGCUCCAGUACCGCCCGGUCACCGUGACGGAGAAAAGCAACGGCAACGGUGUGACGGUGGCCGGCGGCACAGCGACCGACGACCGGGCCGGCGGUGCCGGCGUGGGCGACGGUCUCAAUGGAGCCAGCGGCACCGGCACGUCCGCUGAGGAGGGCGCCCGCAUUGUGCACAUGGUUGGCGAAGUGAUCCACAAGCAACCAAGCCAGUACAGACCGACGAUGCUGUCGCUGAUGCACCUGUUCCAAACGCUGCUGCACAUCCUACAGGUCACGUUAAGCUUCCUGCUGAUGCUGAUCUUCAUGACGUACAACACGUGGCUCUGUCUGGCGGUGGUCCUGGGUGCCGCCCUUGGGUAUUUCCUGUUCGGUUGGAAAAAGUCCGUCAUCGUCGACGUUACUGAGCACUGUCACUAAAAGACACCACCACCACCACCACCACCACAUCCCGCGAUCGGCAAUACAGCAUUCUGUCUGGCCCUGGCGCCGAUGGUGGUCACAUCGACCCGGCCCGAUGUUCUUCCAUAAUAGGCGUUCGGCCGUCAAACGACCUGUUUCUAUCGGCUGUUGAGAGCUAUGAACUAUGAAUUCUGUGGUUCUUUGUAGUGUAAAAAGGGGGAGGAGGUAGAAAAGUGGGAGGGCAAACAUCGAAAAACAAAAAGACAUGGUCCGCGAUUACGGCUAGCGUUCGGACAGCAACAAGAGAGGCGAACAAAAAGAUGGGGUGCACAGAGUUGGAUUGUCCUGGUACCACCAUCGAGCUGGUUGAUUGUCAUCGACAGUUGCAGGAGAUCGCCGGCAAUACAUACCAGGGCAUAUUAUAUUAGUUGUGCAAUACGAAUUUACCUGUUUUGGAAAUGACCUACGGGGUACGCUGACCGGGGCCCGCCCUAGCGAUGGAUCGCCACAUUGUGUUUGGUCGCGGUGUCGUGUAUUUAUAGCUAAUUUGAUAUCUCGAGUAAAGUUAGAGGAAAACACCCAUUUGCCGAAUUCAUCGCUGACGGUGGUAGUAGUACAUUUUAUUACGCUCAAGUUAAACAAACAAAAGAAGUAAAAACAAAACAUUUACUAGGGAGCCGUUAGAGGGGUGGGUUGGUUUUUUAAACCGUUUCGCGCUCAAACAAAAGAGAAAGGAUUUGGUUUUGUGCAACAAGCGUUGCGGCAAACACACACCCCUUUUCAAACUAAGCCCACUUAAGGCGAAAAGUUUCCUAUCGACAAUGUUACUAGCAAACACACCGACACAGAACAAAAAAAAACGAAAGUCAAACACAAACCCUUUUUGUAAAUAACAUAAUCAAUGGUGCCGAGUGUGAGGGGGGAGGAGGUUCAUGCAAGCCGCUAGAACAGGUGUAAAAGUGCUGCGACGAUAUCAUAUUACACCGUUACACACGGUCAUCACACACACGCGAUGGGGUGGUGGUACCCGCACACGAAAAGAAAAGCGUGCAUGAGCUUUUAUUCUUGUACAGGAUUCUGGCACAUGUUGCGGCGUUAGUGGUGGAACGCAUGUUAAAUGGAGCAAAAAACAGAGCCACAAGUUAAGGAGCACAGGACCCAAUCCAGUAAAGCACCAUCCGUGUGUGUGUGUGUGUCUCUACGUGUACGUGUAAGAAAGGAAAGGACAUAUUUUAGGGAGGAAUUGAAUCAAAAUGGCUGUUGGAUGUAUUUUUAACAAAAAAAAAUCAAUCCCUUAGAUGUUUGCAUUAUAUUAGUACACAACAGAGAAUUCCAAUAUCGCCAGGUGCAUCCGUUUUUUGUAUUGGGCAGGCUUAUUAGGGCAGGAAAGCAAACAUGACUUGGCAGGCAAAAGAACAAGAACAAGAAACAACAACAUCUUGCAUUCGUUUCCGGAACAGCAAAACAAAACA